AUGAAAGUGUCUGCCGCCCUCGCCGAGAUCGUCUCCGACUUCUCCGGAUUCCAUCACAUUCACGCCUCCAAGCCUUCUCCGGCUUCUUCUUCUUCUUCCCAUUCUGCCACGUCAUCGUCUUCUGCUCGUCUCAAUAUCACAGUCGGAGUGGUCAUCCAGGGACCAUCCACCACAAUCAGAAGGACCGACAGUGCCAAUGACUUCGAAUGCAUGCAAAGAAAGGACUCGACUGCUUCCAAUGCUUCCUACCUAAUCGUCGAAUAA
This is a messenger RNA of Caenorhabditis sp. 36 PRJEB53466, 264 nucleotides long. Lineage: Eukaryota; Metazoa; Nematoda; Chromadorea; Rhabditida; Rhabditidae. The record is from the annotation of a GenBank genome assembly.